This is a messenger RNA of Camellia sinensis, 897 nucleotides long. Its product is annotated as multiple organellar RNA editing factor 2, chloroplastic. Gene Ontology annotation, biological process: mitochondrial mRNA modification; cytidine to uridine editing. Lineage: Eukaryota; Viridiplantae; Streptophyta; Magnoliopsida; Ericales; Theaceae. Gene Ontology annotation, cellular component: mitochondrion. The record is from RefSeq and is a predicted model, not a curated record.
GUCUCCAAACGCCUUCUCUCAUCCACAUCUUCCAUAGCCAGAGCUCCACCUCUCCCGGGCUUCGUUCGGCCCGCACGGUCCACCUCCGUUCUCUCUCACUCACUCCGGAUGGUUGUUCCCGGCGCGGCUCGGCUGAACCUGGUCAGGUGCAGGGUGAACCGGUCUGGAGGGUCGAGCUAUUCGCCGCUCAACUCCGGUUCGAACUUCAGCGACCGACCGCCGACGGAGAUGGCUCCGCUGUUCCCUGGAUGCGAUUACGAGCACUGGCUUAUCGUCAUGGACAAGCCUGGUGGUGAAGGCGCAACCAAACAGCAGAUGAUCGAUUGCUACAUCCAAACCCUAGCCAAGGUCCUUGGAAGUGAAGAGGAAGCAAAGCAAAAAAUUUACAAUGUGUCCUGUGAGAGGUACUUUGGUUUUGGAUGCGAAAUUGAUGAGGAGACAUCUAAUAAGCUCGAAGGUCUGCCUGGUGUUCUUUUUGUCCUUCCUGAUUCUUAUGUUGAUCCAGAGAACAAGGAUUAUGGUGCUGAGCUGUUUGUGAAUGGCGAGAUUGUCAAAAGGUCUCCCGAAAGACAGAGGAGGGUGGAACCAGUGCCCCAAAGAGCUCAAGACAGACCAAGAUACAAUGACCGGACCCGUUAUGUCAGGCGUCGUGAGAAUAUGCGGUGAAAACCUUGGGCUACGUAUGUUGGUCUAUGGGUAGAAAAGAAGUUGAGCUUUCUUAUUCUAUGGCUGUAUUUAUUAGGUGGUGUGGUGAUGACUACUUAUGCUUGUUUAUGUGACAAAACUUUGGACUUGGAACUUCAUAAUAUCAGGCAAUUUCGUGAAUGUAGCAGCAACCUUAUGUUUCUUCUUGAUAAACAAAUCUUAAUCGUUCUUAUCGAUGUGGUGAAUUGAGUU